AUGGCGAACAGUCCGGUGAACUACAGCCCUAUAUUGAGGCGGCUGAGGGCCAACUCGGGCUACAAGGGACCUUCAGCGGCCAAGGAGGACGUCUUGACAUCGCCCCUCUCAUCGUCGGGCUCCCGGUCAAGCUCUGUAUCGGAGGACGACUCGAGGUGGAGGCCGCGCAGCUUCGACUCCUUCUUCCAGGAAUCGACCACCGCCCAAAACGGAGCCCUCUUGGACGACUUUGACCACCUGAGGCCGUUCCACAACAAGAGCGGCGACGAUUCAUCAUCAUCGUCUUCUUCUCCAUCAUCCACGGCGCGGCACACGGUGCUUUCCGAGUCGGCCCCAACACACCGAACUCGCUCGCCCCAUGGCGAAAGGGUGUCUUCGUCCUCCCCAUCACCUUCUGCGGCAUCUUCACCAUCAUCUUCUUCAACUUUAUCACCGUCCGCCAAGCUAGCCCCUCGCCAACUCUUCGACCAGCAGCAGCAGCAACUGCAUCAACACCACCACCACCAACAACAAGAGGCCACGAGCCCCAACACCAGCGACAGCGACUCGAACGAGGCCAACCUCUUCAACAGCUACAACGCCUACACCAACGCCUACACGUCGCCCCUGUCCUUCUCGGCGUCGUCCGUGCCGGUGCGCGCCCGGGCCGAGGCCUCGCUGGGAAGCCGCCUGGCCGGGUCCAUGGCCGGCGCUGUCGCCCACGCCAUCGCCGCAGCCAACCGCCCGUCGCCGCCGCGCUCGGCCUCGGUAGACCUCGGGACCCACUUCAUCCCCUUGGCCAAGUCCUUCUCCGACGGCGAGAUCGAGGUCAAGUUCACCCACGAGCGCGGCAGCUCGCAGAGCCCGCUGCGCCUGCUGGCGGCCCGCAACAACCUCGAGACCCCGACCAACAGCCCGCCGCGGGAGGCGGCCCAGAUGGUGGCGCUGACGUCAUCCGAUGACGUGGACCAGUUGGCCGAUUACGAUUCGGAGAUGGGCAGCAGCGACUAUGAGUCGGAGGAGGAGGGACCGAUGGUGGGCGGGGUCCAGGGCCUGGCCGGUGACGCCAGUCGGCGGGCCAGCGUGAGUGCGGCGAGCGGGGCCAACUUUAUGCGCAAGCGGGUGCUGUGGCAGCGCAGCCGGAGCCUGUCGGGCAAGUCGCCUUCCGGUUCGAGCGCGCGGUCGUCGUCUUCGUCGUCGGGACUGCGGUGGGUUGGUCUGUGGCUCUACUUGCUACUCGCCAUCGAAGUGGCGUCGCUGUUCUACGUGGGCUACACCCUUCGUCUGUCCUACAGCGCCAUCUCUCUCAACGAGUUCGGCGGUUUCAUGGAAAGGUACCCACAGGCUGACGAGGCGCAUGUGGGGUGGAAGGAGAAUCCGCUCAAUACGUGCCAGUCAGCUUAUCGGAAACCAGGAGCACCUCCCAACGCGGCCAAACUGAUUACGUGCCUCCAGUACACAAGCCCCGGCAACCGUGGUACCGGCUGA
Messenger RNA from Acanthamoeba castellanii str. Neff, 1467 nucleotides. RefSeq lists its product as uncharacterized. The transcript is spliced from 5 exons. The record is from RefSeq and is a predicted model, not a curated record. Lineage: Eukaryota; Discosea; Longamoebia; Acanthamoebidae. The coding region runs from base 1 to 1467 and encodes 488 amino acids.